AUGGCGUCUAGCAGCAUUUCCAGACUCUCUGCCAUAUCAAAUCAUAUUCAAAAUAACUCCAUGUUGUCUUUCACUCAAGUUGCCACCCAAUUACCCUGGGAUCCAAACAACACCAAGUUCCCUUCGAGGAAAGAUCUUCCAAAGCUUCCUGGUGCACCUGAGGGUGCCGCCUGGGUCUGGGGCAAAAAUGAUGAGGUGGGCAGAUUGAACCUCCUGACACCGCAGCGGGUCAAAGUAUCUGCUGCUGAGAUUGAUACUGGCGAGAUGGUGCGACUGGAUCUUCCUCUCACAGUACCCGAGAAGCCGGCUUUUGACCGCGAAGUGUUCCAGCAUAACAUCAAAACGCUUAUUGAUGGCAUUGCUUAUGACGAUACAUACAUUGUGAACCCACAGAGCGGGACGCAGUGGGAUGGAUUCCGGCAUGCCAAAGGCAGCGACUUCGUAGGCGAAACCGCAAACCACCGCUGCAGCAUCCACCACUGGGCAACGCACGGCAUCGCCGGUCGAGGAAUCCUCCUAGACUACCACCACUACGCCAAAACCCACAACAAGCCCUACGACCCCUACACAACACAUAGCAUCAGCCUCUCGGAGUUACAAGCAUGCGCAACGUCCCAAGGCCUAGAUCUACGCCCGCAGUCCGAAGGCGGCGACAUCCGCAUCGGAGACAUUCUACUCGUGCGCUCCGGCUUCGUGGAGCGAUACUACGAGCUCAGUUCUGAGCAGCGGUAUGCAGCUGCGACACGGUCCCAUGAGGACCUAUGCUUUGCGGGACUCUCGCGCGAGCCAGCUAUCCGGGACUGGUUGCAUGAUUGCUAUUUUGCAGCUGUGGCGGGUGACUCGCCGACAUUUGAGUCGUGGCCUGUUCCUGAAGGUGACUAUUUGCAUCAGAGCCUAUUGGCGCUGUGGGGGUGUCCUAUUGGUGAGAUGUGGGAUUUGGAGAGGCUUGCUGAGAAGUGUCGGGCGAGGGGGAAGUGGUCUUUCUUUAUGACUAGUGCUCCGGCCAAUGUGCCUGGUGGUGUCGGGUCCCAUGCGAAUGCUACUGCUAUUCUUUAG
This is a messenger RNA of Penicillium crustosum, 1056 nucleotides long. RefSeq lists its product as uncharacterized. The record is from RefSeq and is a predicted model, not a curated record. The transcript is spliced from 5 exons. The coding region runs from base 1 to 1056 and encodes 351 amino acids. NCBI's taxonomy places the organism in Eukaryota, Fungi, Ascomycota, Eurotiomycetes, Eurotiales, Aspergillaceae. Gene Ontology annotation, molecular function: arylformamidase activity.